This is a messenger RNA of Bufo bufo (common toad), 821 nucleotides long. It is a transcript of the gene PPIC, whose product is annotated as peptidylprolyl isomerase C. The record is from RefSeq and is a predicted model, not a curated record. Gene Ontology annotation, cellular component: intracellular membrane-bounded organelle. The transcript has 5 exons. The coding region runs from base 103 to 747 and encodes 214 amino acids. Gene Ontology annotation, biological process: protein peptidyl-prolyl isomerization; protein folding. NCBI's taxonomy places the organism in Eukaryota, Metazoa, Chordata, Amphibia, Anura, Bufonidae. Gene Ontology annotation, molecular function: peptidyl-prolyl cis-trans isomerase activity.
ACUGGGCGGGGGGUGGGCAGUCACUGCACGGGAGGAGAGACCCCCCUUCUCCUGCUGACGUUGCCGGCUGUGAGGAGAGGACGGGGCGCUGACGUUUCCCAGAUGUUGCCGCUGGACGUGCGGACGAUGUACCGGGGGCUGCUCCUGCUGUGCUUCACCCUGUGCACGGUACCGGGGGCGGAGUGCUACAAGAAGCGCGGACCGGCCGUCACCCACAAGGUUUUUUUCGACAUAACAAUAGGUGACAGAAAUGCCGGACGCAUUGUCAUUGGUUUAUUUGGAAAGGUGGUCCCAAAAACAGUGAAGAACUUUGUUACCUUAGCAACCGGAGAGAAAGGCUAUGGCUAUAAAGGCAGCAAGUUCCACAGAGUUAUCAAAGACUUUAUGAUUCAGGGCGGAGAUUUCACAACUGGUGAUGGCACUGGAGGAAAAAGCAUCUACGGAGACGAGUUUCCAGAUGAGAACUUUAAGCUGAAGCAUUAUGGUAUCGGUUGGGUGAGCAUGGCAAAUGCUGGGCCAGAUACCAAUGGGUCACAGUUCUUUAUUUCCACAACUCGACCCUUAUGGCUGAAUGGAAAGCAUGUUGUGUUUGGCAAAGUCCUAGAUGGCAUGGCUGUGGUACAUGGCGUAGAGCUCCAGCCGACAGAUGAAAGAGAUCGCCCUUUACAGGACUGCGUCAUUGUGAACAGCGGAGAAAUCACAGUGAAGGAGCCAUUUGUGGUGGAAGUGGAUGACUGGAAAGAUUAGAAGUAUAGAAAAUAAUAGGAGAAGCUUUUCAUACUUUAUUUUUUGUAAAGGAUGACCAAUAAAUGUAAAUAUGU